AUGGAUUUAUGUAUAGCUAGGAAUAGUAAAUCACCCUUUUUCUUAUAUGAACUUGCUAAAAAUGUUAUCUCAGCUGAAUGGAAAAAUAUCAAACUUGUUGUUGAUUUUGUUAAAAGAAAGGAAUUCAGAAUAAAAUAUAGGAAUAAUAAUUCCUUAUAUCUUGUCUGUCCAGAAGAAUUUUUUCAGAAAUAUGAUACAGCUUAUGAUAAUAACAAUAGGUUUUCGAAAGAAAAAUAUUAG
Molecule: messenger RNA, 240 nt
Organism: Funneliformis geosporum
Lineage: Eukaryota; Fungi; Glomeromycota; Glomeromycetes; Glomerales; Glomeraceae
Source: the annotation of a GenBank genome assembly